Messenger RNA from Ctenopharyngodon idella (grass carp), 3625 nucleotides. RefSeq names its product synaptosome associated protein 91b (gene snap91b). The record is from RefSeq and is a predicted model, not a curated record. Lineage: Eukaryota; Metazoa; Chordata; Actinopteri; Cypriniformes; Xenocyprididae. Gene Ontology annotation, biological process: clathrin-dependent endocytosis; clathrin coat assembly; synaptic vesicle budding from presynaptic endocytic zone membrane. Gene Ontology annotation, cellular component: clathrin-coated vesicle; clathrin-coated pit; synaptic vesicle. Gene Ontology annotation, molecular function: phosphatidylinositol-4,5-bisphosphate binding; clathrin heavy chain binding; SNARE binding.
GCGCACACAGACCCCUUAAAGGCGCGUGACAGUUUGACGCCGCUUCCCUUUAAGAGCCCGUUAUGCGUCACCUGACCAGGUCCACCGACAAGGCAGGACCUUAACCUGCAUUACCACAAAAAUAAGCAACUGAAUAUCCAAGAUCUACACGAUAUAUCACUGAAACGUGAACAAUUACGUGUCUUCAUACCCUCGCCCUUGAAAAGGCUUGAAAAAGACACGUCAUCAGCACCAUCAUCAUCCGACCGAACGGGAAGGACACACGGGCUUUGACCGAAUAUUACCGAGGCUCCGGAAUCCCGAACAGGUUUAUAGUAAAGGAUUAAUCAACGGAACGUUUUUACAACUCGUUUUUAUGCGUUUAUUUAAUUAAUUUCAUUGAAAAAAGGACCAGUUCAACGCAAAACGCUCUGUUAUUUCGGUUAGAUGGGGUUUUUGAUGCAUAUACUAAUCAAAGGUGACAGUUUACUGUAUUAAUUUGAUGAAUUAUUUCUCACGAGAGCCAGAAAAUAGCUCGGCGUAGAGCGUUACGUAAUAGGGGCAUUAUCCAUGGUGCUGAAACCAACCCGUGCAUAGACUCCAAAUUUUAUAGAAUUAAACUGCAAACAUAUAUUUUUUGUGCUUUUGAACACGCCAUUUCAGGCGCUCUGCUUGGAAACCAAAAGGAGAAAUUGACAUUGUCGGUUUCUACAGAGCCACCUUGGAUUCCGUCUCUUUUUUUGUCGGCGAAUAUCAUAUGCAUUUCGACUGUCCUUCCCCCUGAAGUUGAUUCUUGAGGUGGUUGUCGACGCUACCGGGAGAAAAUGUCGGGACAGACUCUGACAGAUCGCAUCGCCGCGGCGCAGUACCAGCUCACCGGAUCCGAUGUGGCUCGCGCCGUUUGCAAAGCCACCACGCACGAGGUGAUGGCGCCCAAGAAGAAGCACCUGGAUUAUCUGAUCUCAACCACCAACGAGACAAACGUGAACAUCCCUCAGAUGGCUGACACACUAUUCGAGAGAUCCACUAAUGCCAGCUGGGUGGUCGUGUUCAAAGCUCUAACCACGACCCACCACAUCUGCAUCUACGGCAAUGAGAGAUUCAUUCAGUAUUUGGCCUCAAGGACUUCCCUGUUCAAUCUCAGCAACUUUAUUGACAAAACAGGCUCCCAUGGCUAUGACAUGUCUACAUUCAUCAGACGAUAUGCACGGUACUUGAAUGAGAAGGCAUACGCUUACCGCGCAAUGGCCUUCGACUUCACUCGAGUUAAAAAGGGAGCUGAGGGUGUGAUGAGGACUAUGGCUCCUGACAAGCUCUUGAAGGCCAUGCCUGCCCUGCAGACUCAAGUGGACACACUGCUGGAGUUUGACGUUCAUCCUAAAGACUUGAACAAUGGCAUCAUAAACGCAGCAUUCCUGCUUCUCUUUAAGGAUCUGAUAAAGCUCUUCGCCUCCUACAAUGACGGCAUCAUCAAUUUAUUAGAGAAAUAUUUCAAAAUGAAGAAGUCUGAGUGCAAGGAUUCUCUGGAGAUUUAUAAGAAAUUUCUGACCCGGGUGACCAAAAUUGCAGAGUUCAUGAAAAUUGCUGAGCAAGUAGGAGUGGAUAAGAAUGACAUCCCUGACAUCUCUUAUGCUCCCAGCAGUAUUCUGGAAUCUCUGGAGACACAUAUGAACAGUCUAGAAGGGAAGAAAGGGGAAGGGUCACCCACAAAGGGAUCACCCACCAAUAACGUGUCUCCAACCUCCACUCCCGCCAAAUCUGCUGCUGCCGUCCCCACUUUGGAGCCGCCGCGCACCGAGGCCGCACCUGCUGCCGAAACUGCCACUGAUUCUCUUCUGGAUCUGGACCCGUUGUCUUCCUCUGGACCUUCUGCAGGAGGAGCAUCAGCUGCUCCCACAUCUUGGGGAGAUCUGCUGGGGUCAGAUAUGUUUGCGGCCCCUGCGGCUGAAACAGCUUCUGCUGCGGAGGGUGGGGCCACAGCAGCCACGCCCACCCCUGCUGCCGAUGGCACCGCGGCAACUGAAUCUGCGGGUGCUGGUGAGGCCAAACCAGCCGCCCCGGCCGCAGCAAGCGCAGGAGGAGAUCUGAUGUCGGCUUUCGAUGGAUUGGGUGAUAUGCUAAUGCCAGCUAUGGCUCCCCAGGCAACAGGGGCCUCCUCACCGGUCAAACCUAUGGGAGGAGGAGACCUGGACUCAGCUAUGGCCAACAUGGCCAGCAAUUUGGGAGUGGGGAACCAGAAACCGGGUGAAUCAGCUGGAGGGGCGAACUGGCAAGCGCAGGUACCCACCCCUAGCUGGGGCGUUACCAUGUCUGGUGCAGGAGCUGCUCCCAUGAUGCCUGGUUCACCAAUGAUGGCCCCCCAACAACCAAUGAUGAGGCCACAGUUUCCGGCAGCAGGAGCCCCUGGACAACAGAUGUCUCCAGGAAUGGCCCAGAGUCCCAGGAAACCUCCCCCUUCUAAAGAUCCUCUCGCUGACCUCAGUAUCAAAGACUUCAUGUAGAUGAGCAGCUGGUUUGUCACACAUAUUGUGCAGCCCUGAUGAAUCAGACGUGUGUACUCUCUUCCGUUCAUCACAUUCUGGGCCUCCAGUCCCUCCUUCUCUCUCUCUCUUUCCCUCCCUGUCUGUUGUUGUAGCACAAACCGUGAACGUAACUAAGUACAUGUGUGUACGUGUGUUUGUAUUUCAAUGUUCUCAGUUACUUCAGAUCUAUAUAUUUAAAAAAAAUACUAUGAAGAGUAAUGGCAGAUGCAUUCUUGAACGUGCAUCUGCAGGUCUCUUAAUGAUAGAUGUGCAUUCAUUUUUUCCUGGCUCGCUUUCCGUGGGAAAUCAAAAGUGUGACGUUUUCUGUGGAAAAUGGUUUUUUGCUGUGGUAAAUAUCACUGGGCCGGUCUGUGUCAUCAUCAGUCGAGUAUUAGUCAUCUUUUGACCAUGGAAUAACUUCUGUGGGAACAAUAUCAACGUAUUACAAGUUAAGGUAGUGUCUCACGCACUUUCUUUUUAUCAAUGCCCUGAUUUUAUUCUCUCUUUUUUUUCGUAUCUAUAUUGAUUGUGAGUUACAUGCAACAUGUGACUAUUCAAUGAAAAAACAUAUGCAUUUUAGAAUAUUUUAAAUGACAGAUUGUUUUGAAUAUCCUUAGUCUUUAUUUUGAGAUAAAAAGGUUGAAUAUAUUUUAGUUAUGUCAGAAGUUUACUUUGCACACUACAUGGCUAGUUAGUAAAUCCCAUUUGUACAAAGGUCUGUGUCCAUCACAAGGUACUGUCUGAGCCGAUCGAGUCCUGCUUGUAUGUACAAUAUAAUAUGACAGCAUGUAAUUCCUCUGUUGUGCAAAGGGGACGCCAUUGAGCCAGAUCAGAUUCUAUCAGCAGCAAGUUCCUCAGCCGGUCUUAAAAUAGGACUGAACAGAACUGGCUGGCAAGUGUUUUGUUGUAUUGCAAGUGAGUGUUUGCUGCAAGUAUCAAGGAUAUCAAAGGGACAAACAGCAGUUUAAUGGGACAGUAUUGCAUUUUAUUGAUGGCUGUUUUUUAUUUCAAUUGAACAUUUUGUUGAUAAAUUUUAUUUUUGGAUGGAAUAACACCCUCUGCCCUUCCCACCUUUGUGCAUGUUAGUCCUGUUGAAAUGCAAUAAACAGUGAUCUGGAGAGAAA